GGAGGCGUUCCUUUCUUUGCCAUAGCCUGUGGAGCUUUCUUCAGCAUUUCAGAGCAGACUCUCCAGGUUUCUGAUACGGAUUCACAGUGGUGAUUUGACAGUGAUCUUCCGGGCCUUCAGCCUUGCUCCUGCAUCCUUCAUGCAGUGAGCAGUCAGUGUUCUCAGCCUCUGAUGCCUCAGAGACCCCCUAAUGCAGCGAUGCAGCAAGGAAAAGAAACCAGCAAGCCCACGAUUGCUACAUACAACAGCAUGGAUGGAUCCUGAAUGCAUGAUGUCUAGAGUAGGAAGCCAGACCUGAGACCCAAGAGCACAAGUGCUGCGUGAUUCCACCUGUGUGAGCGGCAGGGACAGGAGAGAUUUCUUGUAAUAGAAGACAGAGGGGAAGGGAGCAUGACCCUGAGCAAGACCAACCACUGCUGAAUAAAUACAAACUGAGAAUUCAGCCAGCAGACGCUCCGUCUCUACACCAGGAGUGCAAAGCCAUAUCCAGGACUCAAGCAACAAGAUGGACAGAGUGCCCAUCAUCUGUGACUACGGCUCAGGCUUCAGCAAGAUGGGAUUUGCAGGAAAUGAGGCCCCCCUGGCUGUCUUCCCAACCAUCCUGGGAAAACUUCGGCAUGAUACUGUGUUGGUGGGAAUGGAGGAGGAAGACUGGUUUACUGGAGAUGACGCCCAGGAAAACAGAGAGAAACUCAUUCUGCAGUAUCCUAUCUCCCGGGGAGCUGUCGCCAGCUGGGACAACCUGGAGAAGAUUUGGCAUCAUUCCUUCUACCAGGUACUCCGCAUCGCUCCCGAAGAGCAUCCUCUGAUGGUGACUGAACCACCUUUAAAUUCAGCAUCCACCAAAGAGAGAGUGUGCCAGAUCCUGUUCGAGACCUUCAAUGUACCUGCCCUGAGUUUAACCAAUCAAGGAGUCCUUUCUCUGUAUGCUUCGGGCCAAACUUCUGGAACAGCUAUUGAAUCUGGAGAAGGAAUGACAUAUUUUGUUCCUGUCUCUGAUGGCUGCCCCUUGCACCAGUCGACCUUCCAGCUGGAUGUGGCUGGCCAAGAUCUGACCUUGUACCUCCUGCAACUGUUGGCCGAGAGGGGGAGCUUGUUAGUGGGCACAGCUGACCGAGAGCACAUCCGGAAUGUGAAAGAGAAAUGCUGCUAUGUGGCACUGGACUUUGACAAGGAGAAGGUGGAAGACAGAGACUCAUCUUCCCGCCCCCAGAAAUUCCAGCUUCCUGAUGGACAGGAGAUCAGCCUUGGGCAGGGGGCUUUCCUCUGCCCAGAGGCGCUCUUCCAGAACAACCUCAUAGGGAGAAGCACCCCGGGGAUCCACAUGAUAGCCAUGCAGAGCAUCACCUCCUGCAACCCAUCUCUCUGGAAGACCCUCUUCAGCCACAUCGUACUAUCUGGAGGCACAGCCUCCUGCUCUGGCUUGCUAUUAAGAUUGCAGAGAGAACUAACACGACUGGUUUCCCCUACUAUAGACGUGAAGAUGGCUCUCCAUCUGCUGCAAACUCCACAGGCCAACUUGGGUGACAUAUCUCCUGCUGUCGGCUCAUGGGAGAUCCUCAUCAGAGUGACACUGCUGUUCCUGUCAGCCGACCUGCAACCUGUGUCCUCCCCUGGCAGGUGUCCACCUCUCCCUAUGCCAAGUACAGUGCCUGGGUAGGCGGCUCCAUCUUGUGCUCCUUGUCAACUUUCAAGGACACGUGGGUCACCAGCAGUGAAUACAAGGAUAUUGGCUGCUCCAUCAUCAGUAGAAGAAGCUUCUAAGUUAGGACUCUCUGGGUCCUAUUACCUUCGCCAUCAACACCAAAUCCAGGCCAAGCUUCAGCUGAAUCAAUCAGUGCUCAUGACCAGCUCACAUACAAGGCCCUUCCUCCCUAGAGGUCA
Fukomys damarensis (Damara mole-rat) is the source of this 1884-nucleotide messenger RNA. Its product is annotated as actin-85C. The transcript has 12 exons. Bases 506 to 1660 code for a protein of 384 amino acids. The record is from RefSeq and is a predicted model, not a curated record. Lineage: Eukaryota; Metazoa; Chordata; Mammalia; Rodentia; Bathyergidae.